AAGGGACCGUCCCCCUGCCCCUCCUGCCCUCUUCCUCCCAAGGCCCUCCUCCUCCUUCUGGGAUCCUCCAGAGAGAGACACACAGGCAGAGACAGGGAGGAGAUGCGGAGGCAAAGCCUGGCAGCGGGGCCCCUGGCACCCUUCCUCCUCCUGCUGCUGCUGCUGCUGCUGCCUCUCCUGCCGGGGGCUGCCCUGUCCUCCCGCGGGGCCUUCCAGCUGGCCCUCCUGCACACCAACGACGUCCAUGGCCGGGUGGAGGAGACCAGCCGGGACUCCGGCAGGUGUGCCCCCGGCGGGCAGCAGCCCUGCUUCGGAGGAGUGGCACGGAGGGCCACCAAGAUCCAGGAGCUGCGCCGGAGCGGAGCCCCCGUCCUCCUCCUCGACGCCGGAGACCAGUUCCAGGGCACCGUCUGGUUCUCCUACUUCAAGGGCUGGGAGGUGGUCCGCUUCAUGAACCUCCUGGGCUACGAUGCCAUGACAUUGGGGAAUCAUGAAUUUGACAACGGCGUAGAAGGAUUAUUGAAUCCACUGCUCAAAAAUGUUAAUUUUCCUGUUGUAAGUGCAAACAUUAAAGCAAGCAAACAAUUAGCAAGCAACAUCACGGGUUAUUUUUUUCCUUAUACAAUCAUAAAUGUUGGCACAGAAAAAGUGGGAAUUGUUGGCUAUACCACAAAGGAAACUCCUGUUCUUUCGGAUCCAGGGCAGGAUUUAGUGUUUGAAGAUGAAAUUGCAGCAUUGCAGCCACAGGUAGAAAAACUUACUACUCUGGGAGUCAACAAGAUCAUUGCACUUGGUCACUCUGGUUUCACUGUGGAUAAAAUGAUUGCUCAGAAAGUUAAAGGUGUGGAUGUUGUGGUCGGGGGACACACAAACACAUUUCUUUAUACAGGCAAUCCUCCUUCAAAUGAUAUACCUGCUGGUGCUUAUCCAUUCAUGGUGAAAUCGGAUGAUGGGCGUGAAGUGCCUGUUGUUCAAGCUUACGCAUUUGGAAAGUAUCUUGGCUAUUUGAAUAUCACCUUUGAUGAUGAUGGAAAUGUAAUUAAUGCAUCUGGAAACCCUAUCCUACUAGACAGCAGUAUCCCGGAAGAUCCAAUUGUGAAAGCAGAAGUUGACAAGAUGAAGGCUGAGCUGAGAAAUUUUUCUUCAAAAGAAAUAGGAAAGACUAUUGUUUAUCUAAAUGGUACCAGUCAAGCAUGCCGUUUUCAGGAGUGCAACAUGGGAAACUUGAUUUGUGAUGCUGUGGUUUACAAUAACCUGAGACAUCCAGAUGACAAUGAGUGGAAUCAUGUCUCGAUGUGCAUCAUAAAUGGUGGUGGAAUACGGGGACCCAUUGAUGAACAAAGCAAUAAUGGUACUAUUACGUGGGAAGAGCUGCUAUCUGUGUUGCCAUUUGGAGGAACGUUUGACUUGCUACAGAUCAAAGGUUCAACUCUGAAAGAAGCAUUUGAACACAGUGUUUAUAGGCACGGGCAAGGAACAGGAGAACUGCUACAAGUCUCAGGUAAGCAACAUGUCUGGAUUGCCAGUUCAAAGUCCUAAAUGCUCUUUUCCUUUGGAUAGAUAACCAGGUGGCUUAUCUUACAUUAGCACUCAGAAGGCUUGUCAAGUCUAUUCCAAUGCAGCCAGGCAGAAGGAAACCAAUCUAGAGAUAAUUUUACCUCACAGACAGCUGCCUGGGGUGGCUUAAUUCAAAGGGCUUUUGCUUGUUAUGCUGCAUGUACCAGUGGAACUUCCAGCAUGGAUGUCAUAAUUCCAACAUAUACCAGAAACAAUUUUUUUUAAACCCUGUGACUGAGCUGUCUCUAGAAUUCCCACUCAUCCUCCCUUCAUCUUAAUUUCUGCUCUAGAUCAGAGGAAAAAAUGCAUUUAUGAACAAAUAAAGACAGCAAUGCUUC
This is a messenger RNA of Sceloporus undulatus (fence lizard), 1895 nucleotides long. RefSeq names its product snake venom 5'-nucleotidase-like. NCBI's taxonomy places the organism in Eukaryota, Metazoa, Chordata, Lepidosauria, Squamata, Phrynosomatidae. The record is from RefSeq and is a predicted model, not a curated record. The transcript is spliced from 7 exons. Gene Ontology annotation, biological process: AMP catabolic process. Gene Ontology annotation, molecular function: 5'-nucleotidase activity; nucleotide binding; metal ion binding. The coding region runs from base 103 to 1539 and encodes 478 amino acids. Gene Ontology annotation, cellular component: plasma membrane.